Canariomyces notabilis is the source of this 2859-nucleotide messenger RNA. RefSeq lists its product as uncharacterized. Gene Ontology annotation, cellular component: nucleus. Gene Ontology annotation, molecular function: protein binding; histone methyltransferase activity. The record is from RefSeq and is a predicted model, not a curated record. The coding region runs from base 1 to 2859 and encodes 952 amino acids. The transcript is spliced from 3 exons. NCBI's taxonomy places the organism in Eukaryota, Fungi, Ascomycota, Sordariomycetes, Sordariales, Chaetomiaceae.
AUGGCGCCGGCAAUGGCCGACCUGAGCGCCUUGCUGAGCGAGUCUAGCUUCUCGAGCACUCCCACCGACGCGUCGUCCUCUAACGCCGCGUCUCUGAGCUCCACACCUCCAACCACCGUUUCCCCAGACAGCAUGUCUCUGGCCUCUGAGCCUGACAUGCCCAAACUCGAGACCAUUGCCGCCUCCAGCAUCGAGGCCGCCAUCUCGUCUCUUGCACUCCCCGAAACCGAGCAGCAUGAGUCAGGCCAGCAAACGCCCCUCGGCCGCGACGCCAUCAUCGUUGCCGACCGGCCCCUUCCAGCCGAGCCUCCCUCGACCGGCCGGCCGCGACGCUCCCGAUCAAGUCUGCCCGUCUAUAACCUUGCCAAGCUGGCCGGUACCAGCCAUAAAAGGCAACGCGCAGACCAAGAUUCCCUUCCCGGGAAAAGGCGCCGCACCAUGUCAGGGGACGCGCUCGCAAACAACGGCAAUACGAAUACGAAGGAUGCGGUUGGCGCGAGCCGAACCUCCCGAGUCGGAGUCGCCCCGUCUGACACGGAGUCGACUGCAAACGUUAGCACACCCAAGAGCGCGCCAUCCUCCAAGAGAUCUGCCCCAAGCACUUCGCCGGCGCAUAUUACGCGUAGAGCGACGCGUCUUUCCGGCACACCUGUCGAGACGCUGGCGACCAAGCUAUCGGCUCUCGGCAAGCGGGGGAAGAAGACGCUUGACAAGGGAUUGGGGCGUCUGUCGCGCGAGCUGAAGCGGCUGCAAGAUACAGACGAGUUCGCCCACAUCGACACGCGCCCUGUCCGCUACACCGUAUGGAGUAAUGGGAAAUACGUUGAUGUAGACCCCGCGCAGGAGCCGCCCCAAGAACCUCCGCGGAAGAAAGUCAAGACCGAUAGGGAUGCUGCGGAUGCUGUCGAUGCGGCAGACAAGGUUGCUGCCGCCGAAAAGCAGGAAUCCGACGCGCCCGCGACCAAGACGCGGCGCGUCAAGAAAUGGCUAGAUAAAGGGCUCUAUGCAGGCCAGGAGGCGCCCAUCGAUGUACUAAAGGGCCUCACGGCUCAAGAGCGCAAGAAGCUCGCGUCCCUUCCGGAGCUCAUGCCCAGUGGCAAGCCAAAUCGGGCGCUCCCGAUGCCCAUGUAUAAUGGCCUGCGCAUACUGAUCAAUGGCCGCGACUUCAAGCUGCCGUUUGAUGUCUGCAAUCCCCUCCCGCCGGGCCAGCCAAAGCCUGCUGCCUACCGUACCAUGACCAAAAACCGUUUCGUUGGAGACGCCGGAGCCUACUGGAAGAAAACGCCCCAUUUCGGGGAUUUUGCGUCCAAGUGCGUCUGCAAACCCGAAGACGGGUGCGGUGAAGACUGCCAGAAUCGUAUCAUGCUCUACGAAUGCGACGAGACGAACUGCAAUGUUGGUAAGGAAUAUUGCACGAACCGCGCCUUUCAGGACCUUCAGGAGAGGACCAAGAAAGGCGGCCGGUACCGGGUGGGCGUUGAGGUCUUCAAGACUGCCGACCGGGGCUACGGUGUGCGCAGCAACCGCUGCUUCGAAGCUGGGCAGAUCAUCAUGGAGUACACGGGCGAGAUCAUCACGGAAGAGGAGUGCGAGCGCCGCAUGAACGAGGUGUACAAGGAUAACGAGUGCUACUAUCUCAUGUCAUUCGACCAGAACAUGAUUAUUGACGCAACCACUGGUAGUAUCGCGCGGUUCGUCAACCAUUCGUGUUCGCCCAACUGCCGCAUGAUCAAAUGGAUCGUCUCCGGGCAGCCUCGCAUGGCCCUCUUCGCCGGCGACCGCCCUAUCAUGACAGGCGAGGAGCUGACAUACGACUACAACUUCGACCCCUUCUCUGCUAAGAACGUGCAGAAGUGCUUGUGUGGUAGUCCAAAUUGCAGAGGCGUUCUCGGUCCCAAGCCCAAGGAGGUCAAGGCUGCCAAGCAGCAGCAACAGCCGCAACAGCCAGCUAAGGACGCCGAGAAAAAAUCGGUAAAAGGCGUCAAGAGCUCGGUCAAAGCAGGCAAACGGAAGUUGAAGGACCCGUUUGCUUUUGACAGUGAGGACGAUGACGAGGCCGAGGCCAGUACGAGGGCGAUCAAAAAGCGAAAAAUUGACAAAGCCUCGACUUCCCUCAAGAAGGCCCUAUCAGCUACGAAAAGCGUGAAGGGGGCAAAGAAGGCAGCAAAGGGCGCAAUUUCAAAGAUCAAGCGGACUGUUUCGACCGUCUCGAUGGGGGGAAAGAAGACCAAGACAGCGCUCACCAUCACGAAAGGGGCAAAGGUGAAAGCAAAGGUGGCGCUAACCACUUCCAAGGGCAUGAAGGGCAAGGUGAAAGCCAAGGCCAGCACGAAAGUGAUCAAGCGCGCCACUACGACUUUUACCACUUCUGCCACCCUAUCUGGCAAGAGCACAAGCGACAGAAAAGCGGGCGCAGUCAAGACAGAUGGCAGGAAACCCAUUCCGAAGCUUGCCACCGGCUCGCCGUCUAGGAGUCCGAGCUUGACCAUUGUCGCGGCGGGGAUUGGCUCUGCGGGGACGGCGGAGAAGGCUGGCGGACAUCCGUCGACACCGAAUAGGACAGGCCCGAUGAGCGCUGAGCUGGAGACCACGACGACGACGGCGGUGACCAAGUCGGCGCGGAAGUCGACUCCCUCGUGGAAGGCUAGGGAGAACGUGGCUGUCAUUAACAAGGAGAGGAAGAAGAAGGAGGGAAAGGGAAAGGAAAGCGAGAAGAAUGAGAAAAGGGAGAAGGACAAGGAGAAUGUCAGCGCCGCGACAUCUGCAGCGUCUACCCCAAAACCGGCCAAGACAACUACCAAGAUCCGGGUGAUCACGACGACGGCCGGUAAGCGAGGGCUGGGUGUCGCCGAUCGUUGA